CAAGGGGAACUCACCAGCUCCACGACCAGAGGAGCCGACACCCAACCCAGUACCAACGCGCUCCGAGCACACCAAGACAACAUGCGUCCAUCUCAGGACCUCCGGCUGGCCGUGCUCCUCCUUUUGUCAGCCUCCGUCCUCCUCCCCACAGCCAGAGCCCAGCAGGAAACCGAGGAGGAGGAGGAGUUCAGCUACUCGCUGGACGCAGAGAAUGGGCCGGCGCACUGGGGCGACAUCAAGGAGGAGUGGUCCGCGUGCGGCAAGGGCAACAUGCAGUCGCCCAUCGACCUCGCCAGCCCGCGCGUCUCCCUCGUGCGCGGCCUCGGCUACCUCAACCACUCCUACGCCCCAGCCAACGCCACCAUCGUCAACCGCGGCCACGACAUCAUGCUCAAGUUCGAGGGCGACGCCGGGAGCGUCUCCAUCGGUGGCACGCCCUACUUCCUCCGGCAGUUGCACUGGCACUCCCCCACGGAGCACAGUGUCAACGGCCGCCGGUACGACAUGGAGCUACACAUGUUCCAUGAGAGCACCGAGGGCAAGGCCGCCGUCAUCGGCAUCUUCUACGAAAUCGGUGCCCACGACGCCUUCCUGCACAAGCUGGAGCCAUACCUGGAAAUGAUAGCGGAUCGGAAGGACAGGGAGGAGAAGAUGGGGAUGAUGGACCCGAGGGGCGCCCGGGGCAAGGCCAGCGUCUACUACCGCUACCUGGGCUCCCUCACCACCCCGCCCUGCUCAGAAGGGGUCAUCUGGACCAUAGUCAAGAGGGUGCGCACUGUGUCGAGGCACCAGCUGGAGCUUCUUAGGGAGGCUGUUCAUGAUGUAAGUUUUUUUCCCUUCUGUUUCUCUAAUCCUUUUCAUGAAAGAGAAGUCUUGCUAUUCUCCUCGUGCAUUCAACUCUUGUCUUUCAGCACUUUACAUCGGAUGGUAGACCUUAACCGUGGACCGCUAGAAAUUCCACAGCGGCAUGAAAGCCGCCUUUAAUUUCGUCUAUCUCCACCCAUGGACUCGAAAUUUUUUGGACUGAUUUUCCUUCAACCCUACAUGCAGGACAUGGAGAAGAACGCGAGGCCCCGUCAGGAGGUGAACAGCAGAGAUAUCAGCAUGUUCCGGCCUUUUGAGCAAAAUAGACAUUGAUUACUAGUGUUGGUCCUUUGGCUAAUUAGUCUGGUGCUUCAGCUAUUUUUUAUGUAUAUGGUUAUAUCAUUUUUGUACGUAGUAGUUAUUUCCAUCCACUUUCAAACUUUCUAUACGGCUACUGAAUAAUAAAUGAACACGACCAGUUCAUGUC
Triticum aestivum (bread wheat) is the source of this 1291-nucleotide messenger RNA. RefSeq names its product alpha carbonic anhydrase 7. NCBI's taxonomy places the organism in Eukaryota, Viridiplantae, Streptophyta, Magnoliopsida, Poales, Poaceae. The transcript is spliced from 3 exons. Gene Ontology annotation, biological process: one-carbon metabolic process. The record is from RefSeq and is a predicted model, not a curated record. Gene Ontology annotation, molecular function: carbonate dehydratase activity; zinc ion binding. The coding region runs from base 82 to 984 and encodes 300 amino acids.